Molecule: messenger RNA, 1254 nt
Organism: Bipolaris sorokiniana ND90Pr
Lineage: Eukaryota; Fungi; Ascomycota; Dothideomycetes; Pleosporales; Pleosporaceae
Exons: 3
Coding region: 1-1254 (417 amino acids)
Molecular function (GO): protein binding
Source: RefSeq, a predicted model, not a curated record
AUGCGCACCUACAUUUCUGCACAGAACGCUGUUAUCUUAGCGUGUUCUCCACGGCUGGUCUGGGGAUGGCACUGUUGGAGCAAAAGUCCACUAUAUACAGUUGAUAUUCAGAGCUCUCUCAACGGCUUGAAAGAAUACGCGUUGUGUUCUCAAUCCCUAGGAUCCUCGGCCUUGGCAGACGACACGAAAAAGGAAGACUAUGGGCCAUGGUCACAUGCGCCCGUCUGCACAUCUAUUCUCCCAAGCAUCAACGACAAGCUAUGCGUAUACACAGAUAUAUCUUUCGCUCAAAACCGAGGCAUCUCGAUAUUCACUACGCCAAGUCUGGCCAGGGACUUCGCAUCGCUACCCGCCUUUCGCGAUGCAUCAGCCCUCGUAUCUCAAUCCAUCAACAAGCCCACAGAUACCUAUCACGCUACAUCUAUACCAGGAAAAGGCAUCGGAAUGCUCGCCUCACAGCCCCUGAAAUUUGGAGAGCGGAUCACGGCAUAUACCCCUGCGUUUCUAGCCUACUUGGAAUCCGAACUAUCCACACUAGACCGCGAAGCCCUCUGGCGCACCGCAAUCGAGCAACUCCCCUCGGACCUGAAGGAAAAGUUUCUCGGUCUCGCAACCGUAUACGGCGACCCUAGAGUACAGGUCCAAGAUAUCGUCAAGGCGAAUACGUUCCAGGUUCUGCUAAAUGGGGUGAAUCAUCUAGCUGUGUGGCCAGAGACUAGUCGUUUGAACCACGCUUGUGCACCAAAUGCACAGUACGUCAUAGACACCGACCAUUUAUCCCACACAGUCCGCGUCACGCGACCUAUUGCUGAAGGCGAGGAAAUCACAAUCUCAUAUACCUCACCCCUCGAACCAACAGAAACCCGCCAACACCACCUCGCCCAAGGCUUCCACUUCACCUGCACCUGCCCCCGCUGCACCUCCCCCAUAACCGACAUCACCCUCUCCAUCAUCAACGAUCUGCAGGCCCAACUCAACGAUUGGUCCGAUGCAUCGCUGGGCUCACCCCAAGUAGCCGAGGAACUCCUGGUGUUGUAUCGAGAAGAAGGGUUGGAAGGGUUCAUGGAUACGCCGUAUGGAUUUGCGGCGCUAGCGUAUAGUGCGGUGGGGGAUGCGGAGAUGGCGGUACGGUAUGCGGAGAUGGCGAGGGAGGCGGUGCUGAUGAAGGAUGGGCGGGGGUCGCGGAAUCUGGGGAUUUGGGAGGAGAUGAUUCGAGGGGUGAGGGACCAUUGGAGUUGGAGGCGGAGGGUUUGA